AUGGCAGCAGCACAUCCGGAAGGGGAAGUAUACUUCCAGCGAUCAAGCCUACGGUUUAGCAACAACCUCGGCUUUUUCGACGCUGAUAAUGCGAACCAUUUUUAUUCUCAUUUUCUCAUUGAGUGGGUUACCAAUGAGGCCAUGGCACGAGAGGUCCGUGGUCUUCCAGAGCCCGAUCAUCGCGGCCCUCGAUCUCAGUACCUGCGUGAAAGGCCAUCCGGGGUACCCAGGACCUGGUUCGGAUUUUGGAGCCAUCUCCCUGUGAGCUACGGCAGCAACAACAAUAUCCGCCGCUGGGCCCAGAUCCCACUGGAGAGAAACCCAGCCGAAUUCAGGGAUCGCGACCGCGGAGGGGCCCAGAAGGUUCGGGUGCAUCCCUGUCCUCUGCCGACGGAACAAGAACAGUGGAUAUGGAUUGAUCUCGUCACGCCCAUUCGGGCCAUCUACUUUCCAUUGUCCCAGCAAGCCGACCAGGACUUUCCCCAGCUUUGCACCUACGUCCAGAUUAACUUCUACCAUCAAUCAGCGCGGGAGAUUUGGCGUCCAAGAAUAAACCGAUUUCUUAGUCACGAGUUCACCCCGGAGUUCGGAGUAGGCUUUGCGUGGGGCCACAGUCUAGGAAUCAACGUGCAAGAAUGCAUCAAGCUGCUCGCCCUAACACCGAGGCUACGAGUGACGAAUAUCUGGCGAGAAAAGCUCAUUGUCAUACGAGAAAUCGGCGACAUCGCGACGGGGCAUUUAACGCCACACGUGCGCCCCAAUCUGAGUUUUGACUUCAUUAAUUUCAUCAACGCGAAUUUCGCCGUGGAUGUCAUCUGGAAGCCGGUGCCGCCCCGAAAUUCGUUUCUGCUCAACCUCAUCGAGACCGUGGUCUCCGCAGGGUUGGGUCUUGUGCCGGGCGUAGGGCCCCUGUUAUCGGCGGGAUUCUCGGUAGCAUGGCUGGCCAUCACUGACCCGGAGGGCUUCACGGAGUGGGCGAAGAAUGGCGGCUGGGCUCUGACAUGGAUUGAAAUGGUCAUCGGCAGUGCCGACUCCAUGAAUGGUUAUAUAGACCCGAACUGGCGAGGCAGCCCCCGACAGCUCAUGGCCACCCAAGAAACUACGGAUAAUAAGGAGGGCCAAGAGAUCCAGGAGGUAGACUGGGACCACAUUGGCCCGUCGGACCUUCUUCUCGAUGGUCUUCGUAUUAUGGCCCACUCGGCAAAGGGCACCAAACCGCCCCUUGAUGACCACCUGCGUACCGAGAUACUGAGACGUGCUGUCGAAUGUAGGAAUAUGAGUCUUUCCGAGGCGCUUGUGAUCGAGCAAGGACUGAGAGCAGAGCCUGAGCCGACCGAACCAGAGGAAUUGGAAGAUUCAGAGUAA
Messenger RNA from Aspergillus nomiae NRRL 13137, 1365 nucleotides. RefSeq lists its product as uncharacterized. The record is from RefSeq and is a predicted model, not a curated record. The transcript is spliced from 4 exons. NCBI's taxonomy places the organism in Eukaryota, Fungi, Ascomycota, Eurotiomycetes, Eurotiales, Aspergillaceae. The coding region runs from base 1 to 1365 and encodes 454 amino acids.